AUGUGUGAUCGCAGUCUCUACAGAUCUGGCUACGUUGGUUCUCUCUUGAACUUGCAAUCUCCAGAUUCCUUUUAUUUUCCCAAUUUGCGGGCUAAUGGCAGUCAGUUGGCGGCUCUGCCCACCAUUUCCUACCCCCGGAGCUCGAUCCCGUGGACGUGCCCCAGUCCGUGCGCAGCCCAGCCGCAGGGCCACGCGUUCGGCGGCGCGGCGCAGCCGUACCUCCCCGGCUCCGUUCCAAUCAGCAUCAGCUCCAACAGCAACAAAGAGUGCCUGGAAGAAAACAAUAAAUAUUACGCCCACGAUGCGAGCUCCAAACAAGAGGAAAGAUGCAGGCAGAGGCAAUCUUUCGCAAAUGACCCAACUAUUACUCACGCAGCCAACUUAAAGCCCGCAAAGUAUGACCACUCGAGCCUGCCGAGAAGCUUGCACGGCUCGGCCGCUCUUUUUGAAGUGAAUUCCUGCACUUCCAGCCUAAAGGAGGACAUCAAGAAUUCGGUCAACUUGAACCUGACAGUUCAGCCCGCAGCAGUCCAGUCAUGCCUCAGACCUUCAGUGCAGGAUGGUUUGCCUUGGUGCCCCACCCAGGGGAGAUCGAGAAAGAAACGGAAACCUUACACGAAACAACAAAUUGCCGAAUUGGAAAACGAGUUUCUCCUCAAUGAGUUUAUUAACCGACAGAAGAGGAAAGAACUAUCAAACAGACUGAAUUUAAGCGAUCAGCAAGUUAAAAUUUGGUUUCAGAACCGACGAAUGAAAAAGAAAAGAGUGGUAAUGCGCGAGCAGGCGCUUUCUAUGUACUAG
Messenger RNA from Lagopus muta (rock ptarmigan), 801 nucleotides. It is a transcript of the gene HOXD12, whose product is annotated as homeobox D12. The coding region runs from base 1 to 801 and encodes 266 amino acids. Gene Ontology annotation, molecular function: DNA-binding transcription factor activity, RNA polymerase II-specific; sequence-specific double-stranded DNA binding. The transcript is spliced from 2 exons. NCBI's taxonomy places the organism in Eukaryota, Metazoa, Chordata, Aves, Galliformes, Phasianidae. Gene Ontology annotation, biological process: regulation of DNA-templated transcription. The record is from RefSeq and is a predicted model, not a curated record.